AUGGCUUCGAACUGCAUUGUCCCCAUCGGCAGCUGCCAUCAGCACUUUGGCUCAUCCUCAUCGGUAUUCAAGAUCGUGAGCACUAUGUUCACGCGCGCUCUUCAGUUUGAAGACCAGCGCCAGCAACCCGUUCGUCGCAUUGGCGAUCCUCAGCAGCAGCAGUCCUACCACGCUGCUCCUCAUGACGACGAGAACCAUGAUUACUUUGACGAAGAUCACACCUUCUUCCACGAGAAUCGUGGCGGCCGUUACCGUCAUGAUCACUACCGUCAGACCAGCCCGAUUUGCAACCUCAUCACGACUGACGACAGUCAUGACUUGAUGGCUUGUGCCCAGACCGCUCCUGGAAAGACCAGUGGUUUCUUGUUCCCCAUCCCCGCUCAGGCCUUCGUCAACGGCCGCUCCACCGCUCUCGUCCAGACCGGCAUGGCUCACCAGCGCGAGGUUUACCCUACCUCGCUCAUUCUUGCCCCCACUCGUGAGCUCCUUGGACAGAUCUACGAAGAAUCCCGCAAGCUCUCGUACCGCUCAUAA
Messenger RNA from Aureobasidium subglaciale EXF-2481, 534 nucleotides. RefSeq lists its product as uncharacterized. The transcript is spliced from 3 exons. NCBI's taxonomy places the organism in Eukaryota, Fungi, Ascomycota, Dothideomycetes, Dothideales, Saccotheciaceae. Gene Ontology annotation, molecular function: ATP binding; nucleic acid binding. The coding region runs from base 1 to 534 and encodes 177 amino acids. The record is from RefSeq and is a predicted model, not a curated record.